AUGAAGAGCCUGAGCCGGCGCUUCACGCUGAAAUCCCACAGCGUGGAGCUCAAGGGCGAGGAGAUCGAGGAGCUGCGGCGGAGCUUCGCCGCCGCGGACCUCGACCAGAGCGGCACGCUGGACCAGGAGGAGAUCUACAAGGUGCUGAGCGCCCACGCGAAGAUCUCCGAAGCGCAGGCGUCGAAGCUGAUGGAGGACGCGGACGCGGACAAGAGCGGCGCCCUGGACUUUGAGGAAUUCCUCGAGGUCAUCGCGACGUCGCGGCUGAAGAAGAACGCGGGGAGCUGGUGGCGGAGCUGGCUGCCCGCCGUCUUCCGGGAGAUCGACGAGGACCGGAGCGGCUUCAUCGACAAGACCGAGAUGCAGGCCUGCCUGAAGCGCCUCGGGGCCAAGGCGACGGCGAAGGAGGCCGCGCGCGUGCUCAAGGUCGCGGACCUCGACGGCAACGGCGUCCUGGACUUCGACGAGUUCCUC
Messenger RNA from Aureococcus anophagefferens, 474 nucleotides. RefSeq lists its product as hypothetical. The annotation marks the transcript as partial. The record is from RefSeq and is a predicted model, not a curated record. The transcript is spliced from 2 exons. NCBI's taxonomy places the organism in Eukaryota, Pelagophyceae, Pelagomonadales, Pelagomonadaceae. Gene Ontology annotation, molecular function: calcium ion binding.